AUGCCUCCUCACUCACAAGGGUGUCCUCGUAUCCCACAAACCAAUACCAUCCCUUUCAGAAUUACGCAAUUGACCCGUCACCGAUCUUUCCUCCUCUAUUCACCUGUCAUCCACGCCCUGCUUGAUGCUGGCGAGGAAGAAUGGAGUGUGUUGAGGGACAUACGUCAGAGACCGUUGUCCCCCUUAUUCCAAGUGUUCUUUCCAAACAUUUACUCCACUCCUCCGGACGAUAUCUUCUCGUUGAUUCUACAGAUCAGAGCAGACACGCGCUGGCUCGCGCUGAAGCAGACAGUCCUUGUGCGAGUCCACCACGCUCGAGCUUCCAGUCUGCAAAGAUCAGGUCACUCUUCCACAAGACCUCAAGAAGAGCCAUCUCAAUUGCCUCCGAAUUCCCAGCAGAGCCAUCCCAGAUUCAUAUCCCAACAUCCGGGGCGCGGUACGGGCCCGUCUCGCACCGCCAGGAGCCCUACCUCUGCCGAAGGCCGUUCCCCGACAGGGAACCCGGGUCGAACCGCUCCACGAGGCUAUCGUUUCUAUUGUCGGUCGAGAAAUUGUAAGAAAUCCUACCAGAAACAAGGACACUAUGAGAACCAUAUGGCUCAGAUGCACGCCGAGAUUGCUCCCCACGACCCAGCCGAGUCGCUCCACGAGAUACCGAGCUCAGGACAGCCUAGUGUGGAAGAUAUGAGUGAUCUGGAUGCAGUAGGACCGCAGUCAAGUGUAACGACGCUGACAGCUCCUCGACCGACCAUAACGAUUUCGAUGGCACCGCCGUCUAUCCCACCUUCCCCCAGGCGGCCGAUCGUCCCGCCGCCUGCCCUCAACCCGCAUACUGUCGGGUCCGACACCAUUCAGUCCGGUACCAGCCCUCAGACCAGCAAUCCCCAGGAACGACCUCCCGACACGGAUAUGUUUCCGUCUGGCGUGGACUACAUUUUCGACUCAGACUGGCGCUUUAUCUUCCCCCUCGGCGACCAGCAAUCACUGGAGCCACCGCUGAGCCCAACACAUUCAUACCCCAAUCCAGCAUUUUUCCCCGCGGACUCUCAUAUGGAAAGCUAA
Messenger RNA from Fonsecaea erecta, 1062 nucleotides. RefSeq lists its product as hypothetical. Bases 1 to 1062 code for a protein of 353 amino acids. The record is from RefSeq and is a predicted model, not a curated record. The transcript has a single exon. NCBI's taxonomy places the organism in Eukaryota, Fungi, Ascomycota, Eurotiomycetes, Chaetothyriales, Herpotrichiellaceae.